Molecule: messenger RNA, 1645 nt
Organism: Neocloeon triangulifer
Lineage: Eukaryota; Metazoa; Arthropoda; Insecta; Ephemeroptera; Baetidae
Product: leukocyte elastase inhibitor-like
Exons: 6
Coding region: 137-1489 (450 amino acids)
Molecular function (GO): serine-type endopeptidase inhibitor activity
Source: RefSeq, a predicted model, not a curated record
UUACGUAGGGAGAUGUGAAAAACCCAACAGGCUUACAAAAAGUGAAUUGGAAGGGGCCUGUCAGGGGAGGGGAUUGGCAAGGUUGGCUGCGUCUGUCAGGCGUAGAUUGGUUUCAGCGACCGAAGAGGAAACAAGCAUGCAGGUGACGAUAACAGCAGUUGUGGUCGCCGCGUGCUUUGGCGUUGUGGCGUCCUGGACUCAACGUCGCGGCCUCUUCCACGAGCAAACCAACCCCUCCCUGCGACAAAUGAUGCCAGUCGAGGACUACGAGUCUUCCGACUACGCCGACAAAAUCAUCUUCCUCAACCGACACCAACCGACUGCUUUCGAACAAAUCUCAGCCCAAAGUCUUCAAAGAUUUAGCAUUCAUUUGGAUUUGGCGAUUCGGCAAAAUGACCCGAGUUUACGAAUGUCCAAUGUGGUCUUCUCUCCACUCUGCAUUGCCUCGGUUUUGGCCCUGGUUUUGCUGGCCGCCGAGGGCCGCACGAAAGAGGAAGUGGCCAACGUUUUGGGUCUUAGCCAUGUCACGGACGACACACACUUCAUGUACGGACACCUGUUGAAUGACUUCAUUUACGAUAAUGAGACUGAUUUGCAGACUUUUGCGGGCAAGGCCGUUUUUCUAAGACAAGCACUUCCGGUGAGCAGCAGAUUUUUGGAGCUGAGCAGACGAGCCUACAACAGUGACAUUUACAGCUUGGACUUUGCCAACGACCCUUCCGGAGCGCAAGUCCUGAUUAACAAAUGGGUUGCGGACAGGACGAACAACAAAAUCCAAGACUUGCUGCCUGAACCGCCGGCCAGUUACACAAAACUGAUUCUGGCCAGCGCCCUGUACUUCAACGGCGCCUGGUUGAGUCCGUUCUUACCCGAGGCAACUAGGGUGGCUCCUUUCAGGGUGCCUGGAGGAGAGGCAGUGAAUGUGUCUAUGAUGGCGAGAGAGGGACACCUACCCUAUGCCCGCAGCAAACUUCUCGACUGUGCCAUUGUUGGGCUCCCGUACAAAACCAACAACAAUGCCUCUAAGAUUUCAAUGUAUGUCAUUUUACCUAACAAGGAGGGUCUGGAGCACCUUCACGUCCUGAAGCACAGUUUGCUGCGAUUGCCCGACGCCCUUUCCGGUCUGGUGGGUGCAACCAAAGAGCGCUCAUUGGUGCUCAGCCUUCCAAGGCUCAAAGUGGACGCGGCCGUGCCUCUGAUGCCGGCCCUCUCCUCUCUCGGCCUGACUUCCCUUUUUGACCCUGCGGCGGCCAACCUUUCCAGCCUCUUGGCCAACCCUGAGUCGGGACCCUUACACGUGGACGAGGUGCGUCACAGGGUGACCCUGGAGGUGACUGAAACAGGUACUGAAGCGUCAGCUGCCACCGCGGCGGCGCUUUCUAGAGACGGUUUUGUGCCAGUUUUCAAGGUGGACAGGCCCUUCAUCUUUUUCAUCUACGACCACGCUUCGGCGCUGCCAAUUUUCUGGGGAUCAAUAAUUAGACCGUAGAACAAUCAAAUCAUUGGGAGGUUUUGUCACAAAAUUUUAAUUUAAAAGCAUUUUAUGAUGAGAUUAUGCUAUAAUGUAUUAAGUAAAUUUUUUCUAAGGAAAAAUUUAAAUUAUUUUCUCACGAGUUUUUAAUAAAAAUAAGUAGAUUUAAAAAAA